This is a messenger RNA of Cydia splendana, 1113 nucleotides long. Its product is annotated as BAG family molecular chaperone regulator 2-like. NCBI's taxonomy places the organism in Eukaryota, Metazoa, Arthropoda, Insecta, Lepidoptera, Tortricidae. Gene Ontology annotation, biological process: protein stabilization. The record is from RefSeq and is a predicted model, not a curated record. Gene Ontology annotation, molecular function: protein-folding chaperone binding; adenyl-nucleotide exchange factor activity. The coding region runs from base 170 to 769 and encodes 199 amino acids. The transcript is spliced from 4 exons.
UGCAAAACUGACAUUGUGACAUUUGUGUGUAAAAAAUUAUGAAGUGAGGGACCGAGCUCGAGCUGUUUAUUAUUUACAUUCCAUAUAAUCCGAUUAUCGUAACCAUUAUCUGUGUGUACAAGAAAUUUCGUAAUCUUGAACAUUGGCAACGUACAACGUAACAUCUACAAUGGAAGUGGAUCAGUUCGCGAGUGAUUGGAGCUUCACCGGCGAAGGGUCGCGGCUGCCGCUCAUUGACGAAUCCACGGCUCUAGGAACUCAAGCUCCAAAAGACAGGCUCAUAGCGGUGCUGGACCAGGUGGAGAUGCGCGUGGAGCGUCUCCGACGAGACACAGUGCGCAUUGAGGAGGAGCGUGACUCCCUGCUCUCCACAUUGGACAGUGUCAAGCACUCGGAACUGCUGGCAGAAGUCUCGGAAUGUGACAGAGAUGACAUCUCGCGGUACGCGGAGCGUAUACUGGCGCGGGCGCAGACGGUGGAGGUGUGCGUGCGCACGGACCGCGACCCGCAGCAGGAGGAGGCUCUGCACCAGGUAAACAUGUACAUCGACCAGCUAGUAGUGUCAGUGCAAGACGACGCGUGCACCGCGCACGCGCGUUGUCAGGCCUACAUGGCGGCCUGCUCCAGCGCCGCGGACUCCGCCGCCACCGACAAGAACUUCGAGACAGCCAUCCUGGGCUGCACGCUCGACGACCAGAAGCGCGUCAAGAAGCGCCUCCAGGGUCUGAUGGACUACUUCGCUAAGAAGAAUGUUACCUCGUGCUCGUGAGCUUGUGAUUGUGUGGUUGGCACUGCUGGACGUUAGUGAGUUUUGUUAAAAAAAUCGUACCGGAAAAGCUGUUAAGCCUUUAAAAGGCAGAGGGAAGUUUCCCACCUGAUUUGACCUUUAUUUCAAAGUCAUAGUGUUCAAUUUUGUAUAAUUUCUGAGACCCUUAUGCCUUAUAAAGGAUUGGUUUUGUCUAGCGUUCACAGAUACUGGGACAGACUUUCACGUGGGCACUGUUAAUUAUUUACCUAGAAACUUAGAGCAUUUAAUAACUGGAGUCGCAUUUAAGAGCUUGAGUCGCCUUUAAAAGCUUACCCCUCUGCCGAAAAACUUGCACAAUUGUGCAA